Molecule: messenger RNA, 783 nt
Organism: Belonocnema kinseyi
Lineage: Eukaryota; Metazoa; Arthropoda; Insecta; Hymenoptera; Cynipidae
Product: activity-regulated cytoskeleton-associated protein-like
Exons: 1
Coding region: 1-783 (260 amino acids)
Biological process (GO): modulation of chemical synaptic transmission; positive regulation of AMPA receptor activity
Molecular function (GO): mRNA binding
Source: RefSeq, a predicted model, not a curated record
AUGGCCGUGCCAGCGACAUCACCUACCGCCAUCGAGUGGCGAUCCAUCAUCCGGGCCUUCAGGACGCCCGACGUUUCAGUUCCAAUGUUCGCUGGACUUGAUCACGAGGAUCCGGAGACGUUCCUCAACCAGUGCGAAAGGUAUUUCGCAGAAGCAGCCAUCGAACCACUUCUUUGGUCACGGAUGGUGACCAAGUGCCUCACUGACCGAGCAGCAAAAUGGUACGAGGUGUACCGUGGGCUCUCACUGCCAUGGGCCAAAUUCCGGACGCUCACCACGCAGCACUUCGCCGGAGUAUCAGCGCGGAACAAGCUGCAUAUAAAGCUAUAUGCGAACAAGCAAGAGGAGAAGGAGGCUGUCGGUGUCUUCCUCCAGAAAAAGUACCUGCUGGCCCUGCGCAUGCUGCCAACCGCCAGCGAGGAGCAGAUAAUCGGCUUGCUCAUGGAGUCGCUCAAGCCGAGCAUCAGGAAAGUGUUGCGGGCCGCAACAAUGUCCUCCUUCGAGGAUCUGAUCGAGAGGGCUCUACAAGCGGAGUCUGACGAGGCCGACGAGACAUCGAAGAAGCCCACAGCCGCCAGAACCGCUGUGGCAACCAUCCAGCCAGCCGCCCCUGCCAGCGCCACGACUGCGCCACGUCCACGUCUGCAGUGCCAUCACUGCACCGGAGAACACUACGUUCGCAGCUGCCCUCAUCUCAAGACGUUUCCGGGAAACGGACCAGUUCGGGCGGCGGAAGCCGGCGCUCCCUCCGCCCAUGGCACCCCAGGCACACCCCAGUCCUGA